This is a messenger RNA of Glycine soja, 2143 nucleotides long. Its product is annotated as polyamine oxidase 1-like. The record is from RefSeq and is a predicted model, not a curated record. Gene Ontology annotation, biological process: polyamine catabolic process. Lineage: Eukaryota; Viridiplantae; Streptophyta; Magnoliopsida; Fabales; Fabaceae. The coding region runs from base 144 to 1649 and encodes 501 amino acids. The transcript has 10 exons. Gene Ontology annotation, molecular function: polyamine oxidase activity.
UAAAAAUAAAAAUAAAAACACCAAAAAUAAACCUAUAUAAACCGUCUCCUCCCGCUAUAAAUUUUCAGCUCGAGUCACCAAAACGAAACACAAACAGUGUUCUCUCUUUCUUUCUUUCUUUCUGUCUGUUGUGCUCUCUGAACAUGUUGAUGGAUUCCCCCUCUCGCUCCUCCGUCAUCAUCGUAGGUGCCGGCAUCUCCGGUAUCGCUGCGGCGAAGGUGUUGGCCGAGAACGGCGUAGAGGACCUGGUGAUCCUGGAGGCCUCGGACCGCGUCGGCGGCAGGAUCUGCAAAGAGAGCUUCGGCGGCGUGACGGUGGAGCUCGGUGCCGGAUGGAUCGCUGGCGUCGGCGGCCAGCAACCCAACCCCAUUUGGGAACUCGCCGCUCAAUUCGAGCUCCGCACCUGCUUCUCCGACUACAGCAAUGCGCGCUACAACAUUUAUGAUCGCAGUGGGAACAUCAUACCGAGUGAAAUCGCUGCUGACUCGUACAAAAAAGCGGUGGACUCGGCGAUUCAGAAGUUGAGAAACCAGGAAGAAGAAGAAGAAGAAGCAUAUGGUGAUGAUCAUUGUAAUAAUAAUAUUAAAAAUAGCGAAACGAAACUGCCUUCGACGCCGGAGACGCCAAUAGAGCUCGCCAUUGAUUUCAUCCUGCAUGAUUUCGAAAUGGCUGAGGUAGAACCAAUAUCCACCUACGUAGAUUUUGGGGAGAGAGAAUUUUUGGUUGCAGACGAGAGAGGGUACGAUUACUUGCUGUACAAAAUGGCUGAAGAAUUUCUCUUCACCUCAGAGGGUAGAAUCUUGGACAAUCGUCUCAAACUCAACAAGGUCGUCCGGGAAUUGCAAUAUUCAAAAAGUGGUGUUACGGUGAAAACGGAGGAUGGUUUCGUUUACGAAGCCAAUUACGUGAUUCUGUCUGUUAGCAUUGGAGUUCUCCAAAGUGACCUACUCGCCUUCAAUCCAACCUUACCCAGAUGGAAAUUGGAUGCCAUCGAGAAAUGUGAUGUGAUGGUGUACACUAAAAUCUUUCUCAAGUUUCCGUAUAAGUUCUGGCCGAGUGGACCCGAUAAGGAAUUCUUCAUCUAUGCUCACGAGCGGAGAGGCUACUACACAUUUUGGCAGCACAUGGAGAACGCGUAUCCUGGGUCCAAUAUGUUAGUGGUGACAUUGACUAAUGAGGAAUCGAAACGUGUGGAAGCUCAAGCUGAUGAAGAGACCUUGAGAGAAGCUAUGGCAGUGCUCAGGGAUAUGUUUGGACCCAACAUCCCCAAUGCCAUUGAUAUACUUGUUCCUCGCUGGUGGAAUAACAGAUUUCAGCGUGGCAGCUACAGCAACUACCCCAUUAUUUCCAAUCAUAAACUUUUUCAUAAUAUUAAGGCCCCUGUAGGUCGCAUUUUUUUCACUGGAGAGCACACUAGUGAAAGAUUUAAUGGCUACGUACACGGUGGAUACCUGGCAGGUAUUGACACCAGCAAAGCGUUACUAGAAGAAAUGAGGAAGGAAAAAGAGAGUCAAACUCUGUUGUUAGAGCCAUUGCUAGCAUCAUUAACAAUGUCGAAACCAGAAACAGUCUCCAAUAUCCACAAGUGCGAUAUUCCUACACAAUUAUAUCUCAGUGGCAAGCUUGGGGUACCAGAGGCCAUAUUAUGACGACUAUAUGGGACUGUACCUUCUAGUCUAGAUGAUGCAUAUAUAAUACUUAUGCUGAAGUGGGGGGCCUGCCUCAUCCUUAACUCUCAUUCAAGUCCUUGGCGCUGCCAUUGCCCAUUGGUGAUGGAAAUUAACAAGUCACUGAAGUAAGAUGUGGUGAGGGGAAGAAGUGUUGGAACACUGCGAUGUCUCCUCACUUUAGUCCCUUUCACUGGUAAUUAAUGAAGCUUAAUUAUAACUACUAGGUUUUAAUUUUUGAAGAGAAUUAAUUAAUUGGGAUACACUUACGAUUACUUUGUUCUUUAUAGUCAGAAGCAAGAUUACAUUUUAUGGAUAAUGGCUGAUAUGUAUGUGGAUCCUAAAUUUUUUACUGGUCAACGAUAUCCAUUUAAAUUUUCUUGCAAUGAACUCGAUUUCCCAGGCUGAAAAUAUUUGUGUAUACUUGAAAAAAAAAAAAGGAAAUUACAAAAAUGAGAAAGACAUAAUCCUCUUAA